This is a messenger RNA of Hyposmocoma kahamanoa, 3754 nucleotides long. RefSeq lists its product as uncharacterized. The transcript is spliced from 17 exons. Bases 104 to 3511 code for a protein of 1135 amino acids. The record is from RefSeq and is a predicted model, not a curated record. Lineage: Eukaryota; Metazoa; Arthropoda; Insecta; Lepidoptera; Cosmopterigidae. Gene Ontology annotation, biological process: superoxide metabolic process. Gene Ontology annotation, molecular function: metal ion binding.
UCACUUGGCCUGCGUGUGCGCACACAACCCGUACAACAUGGUCUUGAGAUCACAAGAGUGACAAAACGUUUCUGAAUGAAAUGUAAAGAGAGUUUUAACAAAAAUGUGCACUAAACUUAGUCAUGUGUUACCAAAGUUUUUUGUCUUAGUUUUAGUAUUUAUCGAUAUCACGUAUGGCGUGGUCCUCCGCGCGUACGUGUCCCAACAUGGGUUGCAUGGCGAGAUCGAAUUCAGCCAUAAGAAUAACACCCUCAUCAGCAUCAGAACCAAGCUCAAACCGACCCUGCAGUUCCCCGACGGGGUCUUCAAAUGGUCCAUUCACGAAUUUCCCGUCGACUACACAGACAUCUCCAACGAACGAUGUUCAGAAUUAAACCUUGGCAGGGAACUCAUUGAUUUAACUGAAGAAUUAGGAUAUCUCAUAAUACCAGGAAAAGAUCAUGCAGAAUUUGAAAGCAAAGUUCCUCUGUUCGGUCUUAAUGGCUUAUGGGGAAAGAGUCUGGUUUUGGAAACUGCGGAAAGAGACCGAAUAAUUUGUUCAUCUAUACAUUCGACUGACAAACAGCAAGAACGUUAUGCCGUAGCGAAGUUUACAUCUCCGGUAGCUGGGACAUUGAAUUUCAGGUGGAUUUCAGUCAAUGAAUUUGACGAGUCCGAUUCAUACAUUAUAGCUGAUUUGUAUCACACGAAAGCGGUGUCGGAUAAGUUGGAGCACACAAUGCACAAGUGGAAGAUCUUCGUGACCGAUAUCUUCGACUCGGAUAAAGGUAACCAUGAAGACAACUGUAAUGUUCUACAGUUAGUUUUUGAUCCUGAAAAUGCUGGCGACGGAAUGAGUGUCGGGGACCUAGAUAGUCGCCUAGGACUUGUUAAAGUUGCGACAGAUGCUAAUAAGAGAAAAGUGAGGACUCUAUAUAAGGAUGACGUCAUAAAUAUGUUAAGAAGUGACAUGGAGGUGACGAAGAGAAGUCUCUACGUUGUAGUGUAUGAUAAUCGACACCCCGACAGCUUUUUGGGAUGUGCAAAACUGAGGCCUAUUCCGCCCAAGAGUACUAAAGCACUUAUAAACAUGGACGGAAUCCGAGGAACGGUAGAAUUCACUCAGCGUUCCCCUUUCGACCUGACGUGGGCGAACUUCCAGCUCGGUGCCGCGGACAUGGAUUACGAGUCGAACCUUCGCUUCGUAAGCUCCAUGCUGCACUACAAUGUACAUGAGCUGCCUGCAAAGCUCCUGAACGCUGAUCUGGUGGAUAACAUGUGCAAUACUACGGGGAGUUUGUUCAACCCCACCGGUGUCGACAUUAAUAAUAUGCCUCCUCCAGGUAUGGGCACGCAAGACCAGUAUCCAGUGGGCGCUCUAUACGGCAAGUACAAGGAUCGGACAGAGUAUUUGAACCACCAUUACAUGCUGCCGGGCCUGGCCAUCGAGCUGAGCGGCUCUUAUUGGGACGUCUUUCUGUCACUGCAGGGACAGAACAGCAUUGUGCAUAGGGCGUUGGUGCUUCAGAGACGAAAUCCGAAACACGACCUUUGUGGCACGAUCCUGCUGUACGAACAUGGCACGGAGUACCAGACGCCCAUGACGUCAGCGCAGGUCAUCUUUAGAUACCCCAUCGUCGGUCAGGUCAUAUUCCGCCAGCCGCAAGACCGCCCCUGGGAGGAUACCACGAUUAUUAUAGAGAGCAUGGUGCACGCGGACGGUGCGCACGUGAACAACACGUUCGAGCACCGCUGGGCGAUUCACGAGCACGCUCCAGGCUCUGACUACUAUAACUGGACGGGGCGCUGCCUCUCCGCGGGCAAAGUCUUCGAACCCCACGGCAUCGACAUUGACACACGGCACCCGGACCAGUACUGCCGGAAAGGCCUGGAGGGGCUCUGUCGCCUCGGGGACUUUACUACCAGGCACGGCACGUUGUCAGUGGCGGGCAAGAAGGCGGAGAGCCUUCGCCUGACGCGGCGGCUGUUCACCGACCCCGUGGUGGCGAUCGCCGGCAAGUUCUCGCUGAUGAAGAAGUCACUCGUCAUCUACGACGACCACGGUCCCGUCGCUAGGGGCGAGCGCAUGGCUUGCUCUAUCGUAAACGGACUGCACCGCCGCAAGGCAGUGGUCCGCGACUGGUUCGGUAACGGCCAGCAGGUGCACUUGCGCGGGCGCAUCGAGAUGACGCAGCAGUCGCCCUAUGACGUCACCAACGUGCAGGUGGCGCUCGACGGGCUGGACGACGUUCGCAACUACCGGAUACAUAUGACUCCAGUGGAGAAAGAUCUCGAGUUUCCUUGCGAGAAAACUACGCUUUACGACACGUACAACCCGUUCCACGUGGACAAACAUCGCAGCCCGCCGCCCACUAAAGGCACCGCGGACCAGUACGAGCUAGGCGAUCUGGGCUCGAAGUACGGCCCGAUCGAGGGAGCAGGCAGCUUCAGCGCGUACUACAACGAGACGCAGCUGUCCCUCUUCGGGCCUCACACCGUGCUGGGGCGGUCGGUGGUGCUGCACCGCAGGGAGGCGGACCGCGCCUGGGCGUGCGCCAGCGCCGAGCGCGGCUACAGCCCCUCGGAGGCGCGCGAGCUGCGCGCCGUGGCCUCGUUCCACCACCCGCAGGGCUUCGCCUGGGGCUUCGUGCGCGCCUCGCAGCUGCGCCACGCCGACGGCAGCGCCGGCGACACGCUGCUGGAGGUCAACCUGCGGCACCCCGGGCCCAGGGACCGCAACCGCACCGCGGGCCACGGCUGGGCGAUCUUCGUCAACCCGGUGGGGGUCGACGCGACGGUGAAGGUGGCCGACACGCGCUGCGUCGCCGGCGGGUACCGCUGGAACCCCUACUUCACGCAGCUCGCCGAUCCGCUCAACCACGACCUGUACAGCCAAGAGUGCGGCGCUGACAAUCCCCUACGUUGCGACGUCGGAGACCUCACCGCGCGAUUGGGCACCAUCAGCGUGGGCGGCCCGCGGCAGAUGUUCGUGGACAGCAACUUCCCGCUGGAGGGCGCGGUGAGCGCCGUGGGCCGCUCGCUCGUGGUGUUCGCGGCGGCGGGCGGCGCCGCGCGCAUGGCGUGCGCCAACAUCGAGCCCGACAAGGACAUCGUCAAGUACGCCAACGUCAUGAAGACGCCCCGCUUCGUGCUGACCCAGUUCUUGCAAGAGGUGCGCGCGGUGAUGGGCGUGCCGCCCUGGAUGGUGACGGUGGACGCGCGCAAGACCCGCGACCUGCACUCCGGCGCCUGCCUGCAGAUCCUGUUGCACUUCACCGGCCCCCAAGCCAACCGGCUCGAGCUCGACUUCAGCAAACUACUCGCGACGGGGCGCCUGGACUCGCCGAGCAUCUACAUCCCGGGCCACGUGGACAGCAAGCGCAAGUCCACGCUGUCCUACCGCCAGUGCGGCGUCACCGACCCCAACGACAGGAAGAAGAAUUCCUAUUUCUUCAAGAGUCAGGCCUCUUCCUCUUCACAACUGUUAUUCAGCUGCUGGCUCACGAUUCUAUACCUGCUCAGACUAUUGUAACCUUAUUCCUCUAUAGAAGGGUAGUACUUGCGAAGGAAUCUAUUCGAAGGCUCACACACAUACGUGCACUCAUAAUAAUAGAACAUUUUGUUCAUCAGUUAAGUGCUUAGUCUAAAAUUGUAAAUUGACAUCAGUUUGUACACUUCCAUUUUGCGGCCUUGACUUGAGACCAUAAGGAAUAAGGCGACCGUCCAUAUACAACGUACAAGAAGACUGUAAAUAUAUUACGUACCUCAAAUUGCA